GGUAGACGUGCUCCCCUCACUCUCCCUCACUCUCCCCUCGCUCUCCCUUGCUCCUCUCCCUUACCCUCUCUUUCCCUCAACUCACUAGGGGGAAAUAAAGGAAAGAGUGUGUGUGUGUGUGCGCGCGCCGGGUGUGUGUGUGUGUGUGUGUGUGUGUGUGUGUGUGUGUUAGUGUGAAACUUUAAUCUACUCCACAACUUGAGAGAGAGAGAGAGAGAGAGAGAGAGAGAGAGAGAGAGAGAGAGAGAGAGAGAGAGAGAGAGAGAGAGAGAGUAAACAUGAUGAAAUUAUUGUCAACACUUCAUCUUCUACUUCUUCUUUUUCCUCUUCUUCUCUUCCUCCUCCUCCUCUUCCUCCUUCCUCCUCCCGCCAGUGCCAACCACCACCACCAUCACCACGACAACCGCAACAACAACAACAACAACAACAACAACAACAACAAUCAGACAACGAACACAACACGUUACCUGAAGGAGGGACAGGUGAGAGAGAAGAGGCAGGUGUUGCAAGAGGAACCUCACAGCUUUCUCCCUCAAAAUUAUGAUAAGUUUGUUCUCCCCACGCCGCCCGAAGGAGGUGUGCUUCCCGUGUCGUUCAGUAUUAAAGUGAGGGAUUUACACAGCGUGGAUGAGGAGAAUAUGGACUUCACGCUGGAGUGGUACCUAAGGAUCUACUGGAGGGACUACAGAGUGAACCCGCCCAAUCCCGCCCAAAUUUCCGCCAAGAUGAACGAAUCCUUUCCUUGGUUUAACGUGGAUCCGGCCCACACCACCCGACUCUGGCUGCCCACGGCUUAUAUUGAUCACGUGAAGGUCAUCAGUGUCCCGACCUUUCUUGUACGACCUCAUUCCCUCAGAGUCACAGAGGACAAACUACUUCGCUACUCUUUGGCCCUCAUCACCACAGUAUCCUGCACCAUGGACUUCACCGCCUUCCCUUUAGACGAGCAGACGUGCUUUGUGAGGCUGAUGAGCUACCAGUACCGCAGCUUCGAGGUCGAGUAUAAGUGGGGAGAGAGAGCAGUGGAGACCAGCUCUAGUCUUGUCACUGACCAAUUCACGGUGUCCUUUGAAGCAGAUCAUUCCGCGCGUGGAUUUUACCGCGACGCCAACAGCACUCAAGGCACCUUCCCCUUGGUACAGAUGCAGGUGGUGUUGUCCCGCAAGCUGAGUUACUACCUCCUCAACACAUACUUGCCCUCGGCCCUAGUGGUGGGCGUCUCCUGGCUCACCUUCCUAGUCCCGCCCCGCUUUGUGCCAGGCAGGAUGGUUCUCACGAUAACCUCCCUUCUCACUCUCGUCUCCAUGUUCAAUGCUGCCAAGGCCGAGUCUCCAAAGGUGUCUUAUGCGAAAGCCAUCGAUAUCUGGAUGUUGUGUUGCAUUACUCUCAACUUUGCCGUGUUGGUUGAAUACACUGUGGUCAACCGCCUCAUCCACCUCGCCAAGGUCACGCCCAGGUCAAAGACAGAGGAGGCAGCAGGGCCCAAGUGGACUGAGGUAUGGGAGGGUAGACUGGAGACCUACACCCCAAUAUUCCUUCCCAUUGUGUUCCUUGUCUUCAAUAUCGCCUACUGGCCUUAUUUCCUCUCCAAACGCACCUAUCAAGCUACGUGA
Messenger RNA from Scylla paramamosain (green mud crab), 1613 nucleotides. RefSeq names its product gamma-aminobutyric acid receptor subunit rho-3-like. The transcript is spliced from 10 exons. Gene Ontology annotation, molecular function: extracellular ligand-gated monoatomic ion channel activity; transmembrane signaling receptor activity; neurotransmitter receptor activity. Gene Ontology annotation, biological process: chemical synaptic transmission; nervous system process; regulation of membrane potential. Bases 279 to 1613 code for a protein of 444 amino acids. Lineage: Eukaryota; Metazoa; Arthropoda; Malacostraca; Decapoda; Portunidae. The record is from RefSeq and is a predicted model, not a curated record. Gene Ontology annotation, cellular component: synapse; neuron projection; plasma membrane.